Brassicogethes aeneus is the source of this 3495-nucleotide messenger RNA. Lineage: Eukaryota; Metazoa; Arthropoda; Insecta; Coleoptera; Nitidulidae. The record is from the annotation of a GenBank genome assembly.
UUCCGUUAUAAACGCGCCCUUUCAAUCGCGCUUAGCUGUAUUUGACUUUCUAUCGCCAUAAUCCAAUCAGCGCUCGUAUGAUCCGUUUCAAAACGCAAAUGACAACAACCCGCGACACUCGCAACACUCACUGGCAAGUUCAAGUUUAAAGCCGCUCCACGCGUAAGUAUAGCGGUGUUGUUACGAGUAUUACUGGACCAGCAAGCGGUAUAGUGCGGUUGGCGCGCGGUCUAGGAUGGUGGCUAGGAACUUUUCCGUGCAGGACAUUUCGUAUUCGCGACUCCUGCAGGUGCCCGACGACGACAGGGAGUUCAUCACGAUAGAGGAGCUGAAGCCGGUCAUGGGGCAGCAAAACAUUCAGCCGCAGCAUUAUCAGCCCACCUACUAUGAGCUCACAGGAAUGGUCGAUAACCCCUGUCAAACUAGUCUUAACUAUCAAACCAAUUCAAACUCUGGAACAAAUACCUCCAUAAUGGAAAUCCAACAAGUAGAUAGUACCCAUACCUCAUCAAGAAAAAGAAAAACCUCUUACAAUGACACAAGUGAUAUGGAGGAAGAUAAUGGAGAGGAUAUAAAAUCAGUUAAGACAAACGACGAAAAUAAAAAACAAAAUCAUAGCGAAAUAGAAAAACGCAGAAGAGACAAGAUGAACACCUACAUCACAGAGCUAUCAGCCAUGGUCCCCAUGUGUCACGCGAUGUCCAGAAAGUUAGAUAAAUUAACCGUUCUCAGGAUGGCAGUUCAGCAUUUAAAAACCAUAAGGGGGGCUGUCCAUUCCUAUACUGAAGGACAAUACAAACCAUCCUUUCUGUCCGACCAGGAAUUAAAAAUGCUUAUUUUACAGGCUGCAGAUGGAUUUUUAUUUGUCGUUGGCUGUGAUAGGGGCAGGAUCCUUUAUGUUUCGGAGUCUGUUGCCAAAGUACUCAAUUUUUCACAGGGUGACCUCCUGGGUCAAAGUUUAUUCGACAUAAUUCACCCCAAAGACGUGGCCAAAGUUAAGGAACAGCUUUCCUCCUCAGAUCUCCAUCCAAAAGAAAGACUGAUCGAUGCCAAAACAAUGUUACCAGUAAAAACAGAUGUACCUCAGGGAGGCUCCCGUCUCGUGCCGGGCGCGAGACGCUCAUUUUUUUGCCGGAUGAAAUGCAAAAUGUCUUCGCAAAUAAAAGAAGAAGCUGAUACCACCACUGGGUCCCACAGAAGAAAAAAGCAACACAAUUCGGAUAAAAAAUACAACGUCAUACAGUGCACAGGAUACCUGAAAUCCUGGGCCCCUGCGAAGAUAGGUUUGGAGGAGCAGGAAGAAGGCGACGGAGAGUCCUGCAACUUGUCCUGCUUGGUGGCCAUCGGCAGGAUUCUGCCGCACGUCUCCACCGUCGCGGCCACCACGCAGAACCGACCUAACGUCAGGUCCGUUCAGUUCGUAUCGAGGCACGCGUUGGACGGGAAGUUUCUAUUCGUGGACCAAAGGGCCACUCUAGUCCUAGGCUUCCUUCCUCAAGAACUCCUAGGCUCCAGCAUGUACGAGUACUACCAUCACGAUGACAUCCACGCGAUAGCGGAGUGCCACAAGGUCGCGCUGCAGAGCACCGAGCGAGUGAACACGAACGUCUACCGAUUCAGAACGAAGGAUGGCGGAUUCGUACGACUGCAGAGCGAGUGGAAGGCCUUCAAGAACCCUUGGACCAAAGAAAUUGAGUAUCUGAUUGCGAAGAACAACCUAGUUUUAAGUGACUUUAGGACGGUGGAAAGUACAGCGGGAAGAACAGAGGGUUACCAGGAAAAUUUGGACUUCUUCACUCAAAGCAAAGGAAAAGAUAUGGAAAGACUCAUAAAUACUCACAUAGAAGCGAGCAAAAUAGGUCGCCAAAUCGCUGAACAAGUCAUGGACUCGCAAAGACGCGGUGGAGAGUCUUCUGCCGGAAGUAGUCCCGAUCCAGAUCCUGAAUCUUCCUUACCAAUGCCAAGUAAUGAAUCGCAAAUAUCAACCAGUGCUCAGCCGGAGCUCCCGAACACCAAUGUGGUGGUCCAGCAAGAAUAUCAACCACCACCUCAGCAGCAAACUUUCAACCACGUUAGAAACAACGUAUCAUUAUCCAGCGUUGCGACAGAUCCAGGGGGAAAUUCGGAGGAGGGGAUCAUAGAAAUGAUAGAAGACGUGGUCAGAGAUUCACCGAACAACGGCCCUUCGAUGGACGGAAACGACGAGGCGGCCAUGGCGGUUUUGAUGAGCCUUCUGGAGGCGGACGCCGGACUCGGCGGUCCGGUGGACUUCUCCGGACUUCCGUGGCCCUUGCCUUGACCGGAAUAAUCCGGGAAGUGCACAUCGAAAUCAUGCUAGUCAAGUAUCUCAAAGGUAGUUUUGUAAUUUUUUUAAAAUAUUUGAUAAAAAACAUGUUUAAUGGUACCAUGAUAUGAAGUGUAAUAUUUUUGUUAAAAAUAUAUGUAGGUAUACCUAGUAGAUCUGUGAUUUUGUGUAAUUAAAAGGCUGUUAAAUAAAGAUAGUUACUUAUAAAUACCUUUGUUUAAUUUCAUUUGAUUAAAAAGUUAACUUAACGUUUUUAUAAUUGUUUAGUUUAAUAUUAAAAAUAUAUAUACAUAAAAAUAUUAUAUAUGUAUGUUUUAAAGUUUACGAUUUUUUACGAUAAUUGGUCCGCACCGCAACUUUUCUGAAAUGGCCCAAAAAAACCUUAUUAAAAAAAACGUUAUAUAACAAAUCUGGAGACAUAAAUUAAUAUAAUACACUACAUAUUUUAAGGAUCUUUAGGUGCGAAUAAACUAACCCUUAAUCAAUUUUUUUAAGCCUAUACUGCCCUACUAAAAUCAACUCAUGUAUCUACAAUAAAUACAAAUAAAUACAAAAUACAAAAAAAUAAUCGUAAAUGUUUUGAAUGUAAAAGAAAAUUAAAGUAGGUUUUUUAAAAUUAUGUCAAGCAUAAAUUUAAUUCUAAUUUAAUGGAAACAGAUAGGAAAAAUAGUGAAUUAUUAUUAUGUCUAGGCAUAAUAAUAAUUAUUUAAAGUGUACACAUAAAAUUAAUGCACUUAAUUUUAUUUGUACCCAUAAAAUUAUAUAAUUUAUUUUAUGUCUACACUUAAAAUUAAUUUGGCGCUUCGGAAGUUGCCACUUUCGGCCGCACUUUCGCAGCGCCAAAUUAAUUGUAUGUGUAGACAUACAAUUAAUUAUAUAAAUUUGUCUGUACACAUUAAAUUAAUUCUAAAAUUUUUAAUAUAUACGUAGUCAUAAUUUUAAUUACAAAAUAAAAAUUUAGUGCAUUAUGUUUAUACAUAAAAUUAAUUGUAUCAUUUUUUAUUAGAAUUAAAAUUAUGCGUACACAUAAAAUUAAUUACGACAUGCUGUUUUAUUUUUUAAUUGUAUAAGAAAUAUUAAGUUAAGUAUUAAUAUUUAACUUAAUAUUUCUUAUCCAAUAAAAAGUAAAACGUCGUGCCAUAAAAGAUCAUUUUACUAUUUGGACGGCUUUCUGCAGAAUGGGACCAACC